Molecule: messenger RNA, 6247 nt
Organism: Apus apus (common swift)
Lineage: Eukaryota; Metazoa; Chordata; Aves; Apodiformes; Apodidae
Gene: MANEA
Product: mannosidase endo-alpha
Exons: 5
Coding region: 258-1631 (457 amino acids)
Cellular component (GO): Golgi apparatus
Molecular function (GO): alpha-mannosidase activity
Source: RefSeq, a predicted model, not a curated record
AACAAAUUCAUUUGGAACAGAGAUAGUAAUGUAGGAUAAAUAUGUAUAAAUGCAUAAGAUUUUUUUGAAGACUGAAUGCUAUGGAAUGCUUCCUCUCAUGGUAAAGCUUCAUGUUUCUCUGAUGUGUAAUGAAGAAAGUUGUAGUAUCUGUAAUCAUAAAAGGAAAAAUCGAAAGACAUCAAUUGACUUCUGUGCUUUCCGUCUGGACCUGAAGUUGUGGCCAAAAUCCUUCUGUUUGGAUUCUGAACUAUGACAUCAUGGCAAGGUUUCGCAGAAGAACGUGCAUCAUUUUGUUGCUUUUUAUUUUGUUUAUUUGCUCCAUAAUGAUGGCUUUGAAGACUCUGAGACCUGACAGAGCUGGAUUUGGGGAUCCGUUUGGACUUGGUUUGUUGCCCGAGCUUCAACAGCGGACAGUGCUCUUAGAAAAUAAACAGAAUUCACAAAACAGGGUUCAAGGAGAUACUGUAACACACGUCAGUAAUUUGCAUAGUAUUGCAGCCAACACUAUGAAAGCUUCUAUGCCUCCCGCAAACAAGCUGGAAGAAGAGCUGUCUUCUCCUAAUUAUAACUUCCACAUAUUCUAUUAUAGUUGGUUUGGUAAUCCACAGUUUGAUGGAAAAUAUAUUCACUGGAAUCAUCCCUUGUUGCCACAUUGGGAUCCCAAAAUUGCGAACAAUUAUCCAAAGGGAAGACAUAAUCCUCCUGAGGACAUUGGGGCCAACUUUUAUCCUGAACUUGGAUCUUACAGUUCCAAAGACCCUUCUGUCAUAGAAGCCCACAUGAAACAAAUGCGUUCAGCCUCAACUGGUGUAAUAGUGCUUUCAUGGUACCCACCGGGUAUGGCUGAUGAAAAUGGAGAACCAACUGAUGAUUUGGUGCCUGUUAUUUUGGAUUAUGCACACAAAUAUAAUCUAAAGGUCACUUUUCAUAUUGAACCUUACAAAGAUAGAGAUGAUCGCAGUAUGUACCACAAUGUCAAAUACAUCAUUGACAGAUAUGGAGGCCACCCAGCCUUUUACAGACAUAAAACCAGCACAGGCAGAUACCUUCCUAUGUUUUAUGUUUACGAUUCUUACGUAACACUUCCUGAAAUAUGGGCAAAUCUGUUGACUGUGUCUGGAUCCCAGACUAUCCGAAAUACUCCGUAUGAUGCGUUAUUCAUUGCACUUCUUGUAGAAGAAAGACACAAGCAUGACAUUCACAGAAGUGGCUUUGAUGGAAUGUACACGUACUUUGCCACCAAUGGCUUCUCCUAUGGCUCAUCCCAUCAUAACUGGGCAAGUUUAAAAGCCUUUUGUGAUAGUAACAACUUAAUGUUUAUUCCAAGUGUGGGGCCAGGAUAUAUCGAUACCAGUAUCCGACCAUGGAACAACCACAACACUCGUAAUCGUGUCAAUGGGAAGUACUAUGAGACUGCCUUCAGUGCAGCCCUUCUGGUGAGACCAGAAAUUAUUUCUAUUACAUCUUUUAAUGAAUGGCAUGAGGGAACUCAGAUUGAAAAAGCUAUCCCCAAACGGACUGGACAGAUGGUUUACCUUGACUAUAAGCCUCAUAAACCAAAUAUUUACCUAGAGCUUACUCAGAAGUGGUCUGACAAAUACAGAAAAGAACAAGAGCAGUGGCUAAUGUGAGCUGUUGCUGCUCCAGUUGUAUCCUCAUGCAUUGACUACAUUGGGAAAGAAAUUUGGAGCUGAAAAAUCUGUUCUUAAAUGUCUUUAUUUUAAGUAUAUUUAAAUUAUUCUAUUUCUUGAAUGUAUAUGCAUUACUACUGAAUUUGAAUUUUGAAGAGUAAAAAUAUGAUGAGAAUAUAGGCAUUUCUGUCUUAUUGGAUAUUGUAGUUCAGGAGUAUUCAGGGAAAAUAUUAGGGCUUUGUUUGGGUUCUUGUUGUUUUUAACAUCAUAACUUGCAUGUUGAGCUUCCAGAACAUCUGCAUGGGAGAACUCUACAUGACCAAAGGAGAACAAAAAUUUGGCAUAGUUAACCUGACUUCCUAUAUUAUUAUGUUUCUAUUUUAUCCUAAUAGCUUCUUGCAGGCUGCAUGUCUGUAGUAUGUGGAAUAAUUUACAUCUACUGUUUCUAAUGCUUUGCACAGAGGGGCUUCUCGACAUGUGAGUGGCUUGUGGUAAAAACACUGAAGAGUUAUGUGAUGCAAUGCUAGUGUGUUUUGUUAAAAGAAAAAAAAAAAGGUAUUUGAAAAAUUUUGUUCCAAAGAACUGCUGAAAGACUUCUAGUUUACUUCCAUUCUAUUCAGUAUGUUACAGACUUUUGCAGAUUACUAGAUACUGACCAGUACUGACCACUAACAGUUCUUUCUAUGAUAUUUUGAAUUUAUUUUCUUUUAAUUGUUUGAAACAGAGUAGAAAAGAUUUUUGAAGGAGAAAAAAAUUCCCUGAACAUGCAAAAAAUAUACUGAAACUUCUGUGCUAUAUAUUGUCUGCUAAUUAACUGCAGACACAGAUCUAGUAUGUUUUGCAGACACAGAUCUAGUAUGUGUUUUAAGAUGCUUAAAAAUUCUAAAACUAAUACCUUACUAGUCGUACAAUAAAUAUUAUUUUAGGAAAUGCUUUUUUGUUUGAUUUAGAAGCGGUUUAGUUUGCUAGCAAUGAUAGUAACUAUCCAUUGUUUUAAAUUGAAAUCUGAAUUUUUCAUUUAGUUAUUCCAGGAUUCAGAAUAAUAGAUACUAAAAUCUUUUUAUCAUUCCGAUAAGCUCCCUUCCAGCUCUACCUUUAAUACUGUGGUGAGGCUGGAAAUUAGUGCUUUCAGACCUAAGUAUCUAACCUUCCAAAUGCUGUGAUAAAUGACGCUUGAAAGGAUCAAGUCACACAGAUGUGUCUCCUCACCAAUCCUGGUUUUGACAUUUUUGUACAACUUCGUAGAAAAGUCCUGAACUUUGGAAUAGUAUAAAUUGCACUGUUUUGUUUAUUUGCAGCAAGUGUUUAAUCUGUAGCAAAGUGUCUUGUUUGGUUUUUUCCUUUAAUUUUAUUUAUUUAAAUACAAGGUGCUGAUCUUCUGUUUUAGUUCAUAUGUUGGAACUUGUGACCACUGGAAUUCCAUUGAUUUCAGCAGGACCCAUGGAAUUACACUCUUUACUCAGUUCUCUCAGUUAUCUUUCCAUGAAGUUGUAAGGUGAAUGAGAGGAUUUUUGGUUUAAAAAGGAAACAAACCCAAACAAUAUGCUUCUUCCAGAAACCUUUUUCAUUCCAAGUGAACAUAAAGCAGAUACUGCUACUGUUUUCUAGAGUCUUUCUGUUAUGAAAAAGUUUUGUUUAUGUAUCUUUCACUUACUUAGUUUCAUUCUCUUGUCACUUCUCUGCAGUUGUUAAAUAGAUGAAGUGUCAUAUUAUGGCCUCAGGUGCUUGAAAAAAAAAUGCAGAAAUUGGAUGACAGAUACAGAACCUGGCAUGUUGAAGUGUGCCUCUGGAGUUACUGGAGUCUUAUUAAUAUCUCUUCAUAAUUUUCUGCGUUGUCCUACUGCAAUUCUGCAAAAGUGUUUACUAAUGCUCAUUUUGUUUUACUUAUGCUCAGGUGGAUAAACUGAAGUAGGUACAGGUCACAAAAUAGUGUCUGAGACAUGAAGCACUUGUUAGAUUUUGCCACUUUCAAGUUAACCACUCUCCCUUUACUAAGAAAACUGACUUACACGUUUUUAUGAUAAGUCCCUUAAGUAUUAUCUAUACAUAUUUUUUUAUAAUUUGUAUAUGUUUAUGCUUUUACAGCCCCAAUAGCCAAUAUAUUUAUUUUCAAUGUGAGAGAAUUAUUAUUUUUUGCAUAGCAAUAUUGCAUAUGUUAUUACAAGGUCUUCUGAAAUCAAACCUUUUGAAAGGACAAGUCUCUUUGUUUUGCCUUUGCUUAAACUUCUGUCAUUCACUUCUAGUCUUUUCUCACUGUAGUUGUCUGAGCACUUUACUAGUCUUGACCUCGCACUCAGCUUUCAGCUCCUGUGUGGCAGUUUGUUUUCUCCACGACUAUAAAAGUUGCUUGUUUUGUUACAGUUUAUAGAAACAUUUGAAAUUUGUUGUAGAGUACUGUAGAACUGUGGUGAUGUAUCUUGUUUAAAAUACAAUUUUAUGGUAACAGUGUAAUUGAUCUUCACUACUCUGAAAGACUUCUGUAUUUGCUGUGAAGGUAUCAUCCAGCCCUUGCCAUGAAGUGGUGUGGUCUAUAAGACACUGAUGUGUAAUGGGAUCUUUGGAAGAAUUUACACAAUUUUUGCAGAGAAGAGUGAAAAUUAAGUGCCUAGAAAUUCAUCGUCCCUGAGCACUUACUGUAUUUUUUAUGUACUUGAUGUGUUUUAAAUAUAAAUAUGCAACCCAAUAAUGUAUUUCAGAGUUUAUCAUUUAAUGUGAUGAUCCCAAGGAGAGCUGAUGGGAUAGCAGCUUCUAAAACUGCCCCACCUGCCUGCCCAAAAUUUUCUCUGUACGUUGAGCAAAUAUUAGUGCUACUUCUUGUUUACAAGGGAUGGUGAGUCUUGCUGAUGGACUUCUCCUGCAGUAGUGGUAGUUUUUGGAAAAUUGAGUAAAAAUAGGUCUGUGGGAGGGAGUUUACAUAAAUGCAGAGGAAUAAGAUUGUUUCAAGUACGCAGUUUUUGGGCUGAGGGAAGAUGAAUGGAUUUAGAAGGUGUUUGCUCCAAGCUUUGCAGUUACAAAAAGUAUUUAAAAAAAAAAGACUCCGAUGUGCAACCAAAAUUGGGAGGGAAGAAUAUUUAUUUCAAGUUUCAGAUCUGAAAUGGAUUUUAAGGAAUACCUAGAUCCUAUUUGACUUUAGCUUCAGACCCCUAUUAUUUCUUGACUAAUUGAAAAAAAUAUUGUAAUGAUUACGUUUAAUAUUUUACACUGAUUAAUUGCAUUUCAGUCACCUUUUUAUAGUAUGUUAUAGUCCUUAGAGUGAUAUGCAUGAUAUACCACAUUUUUAUAGAUUAGGCAAGAAGCACUAUGGGAAGUUUUAAUAGAGAUCAUGUCAUGCUAUUUCUCUGCAAAUACAGAAAUACCUGAAGUUACUGAUCACAUACUGCUGACUGAGUAUCCCCAGAGGUGAAAUGGUUUCUGAGACAAGUAGCAAGUCUUUGUGGUAAAACAGAACUUCCUUUUAAAAGAAAAUCUUUAGGUUAAUUUCUGCAUUUGUUGCUUGUGAUCGAGGAAAUUGUUUCGGUUCUGUGAGGUAUUUCAGAACUGAAGCUUCUCACAUCUCUGAAGUAAAAAUUUAUAUGAAAUCUUGUACAGUAGUGCAUGUUUCUCAGAUCUGUAAACUUGUGCUAAGUUUUGAGGGAGAGAACACAUGCUGUUACUGUUUCAGUGGCAAGCUGUAAAUUAUUGUGAAUAUAGUUUCUGUGCUGAUGUUAAUCGUGUUUGUCUAGUGCCUUUCUUUUGAAGUGCCAAUGAUUUGUCUCUUAGGGGUCUUUAGUGAACUCAUUUUUAGUAUGCAGCUUGGUAAGUAUACACUCUGCAUAGUUUGAAUUAACACAUUUUACACAUGGCUCUUGGGUUCUCAUGAAAACAUCUCACAGGAGUGUUUUCAGCACUGUGUUGCUAGAAGAAUGUAUCUCUGGGCACAUGGACAAGAAUGUACUGUAAAUAAGGGCACUUUAUUUGUGAAUCUUGUGUACCUUAAAAGAUGGAAUAAAGUAGUUACAAACUGUUUACCACUAACAGCAAACUGAAAUUCUCCUUCCCAGUCUUAAGGUGUGUUACAAGUAUUGGUCCUCAUCUUUCUACUUGCUUAAGAUAAUGUCAAUCUUUCAUUCCUUUUUUAAUCUUUUAUUAUUGACCAGCAUGUUAAGUGUUGCAUAAACUUCUAAAGUGAUUGUAUUUCUGGGACUUAAUAGUUGUAACAUUCAGUAAAGAGAGAGUACAAGACUAUAGGUACUGCAGAAAAGCCUGAUGUGAAUUUUACAUUGUAUAGGUAUGAUCCUGUUGUGAAUGGAUAGUGUAUCUUUGCUAUGUAUUGAACAUGAAUUAAAAAAACCCCAACAUUUCUUUUAAUACUUUGCUGUGGCAAAGAUGCAUUUGCUUAUAUGCAUAUAUUAAAAAAAAAAGUGUGUGUGUGUCUAUUUAUAAAUAUUAUAUAUGUGCAUAUAACUAAAGUAAUUCUUUUUAAAGUACUUUAUCAUUGUAUUAAAAUUACAGGCUGGAUUCUGAUACUUUUAAGUAAGAAAUGUUUCUAAUUCCCUAUGAUGUUUACAAAAUAAAAAAUUGCUUAUGUAUGAAUACUUCAUGAACAAUAAAUAUAUGCCCCAAAAGUUUGAUUUAAA